Serendipita indica DSM 11827 is the source of this 1149-nucleotide messenger RNA. The record is from the annotation of a GenBank genome assembly. Lineage: Eukaryota; Fungi; Basidiomycota; Agaricomycetes; Sebacinales; Serendipitaceae.
AUGGCUCAUCGAACUAAUAACCUUCCGCUUUAUCAACCUCGGGAUGCACCAGGUGCCGAUAGUGCUGUUGCUACAGCGACAACGACCUCACUAAGACGGCAAACCGUCGACGAGCCAGAAGGAUAUGCCACCUACUUGGCCAAAUCAGAUACAUACGAUCCUGCACUCGACGUCGAGGGCAUUUAUAAAGCCUGUCACGGUAUGGGCACUAAUAACAUCAAACUAAUCAAAAUCCUCGUCAAAAGGACUUCUCAAGAGAUUCAGAUAUUGCAAACAGCGUAUAUGAAUAAGCGACAAAAGCAGCUCGUUCAAUUGGUCAUCUCAGAGACCUCGGGCAGCUAUCAAACGGCAGUUGCACUCCUCGCGAGUGGUGCACUGGGAGGAGAUGCAUACCUACUCAAGAAGGCGGUCGAAUCCAAGACGAGCUCGCGCGUGCGACUGGCCCUCCUCACAGAACUCAUCGUCAUGCGUUCAAAGCCAGAUCUAAUCAAGCUCAAAGAGUACGUCAGCGCGACGCAGCACCGUAGUCUGGCCAGCGUUGUCAACGAUGCGAUACGCAUGAUGGACACUUCGAUACAAGACGGCCUCAUCGAAGCUUUCCGACUAUGUAUGCUCACGGAUGAACGUGUCGUCGAAGAAGAGGAGGUCAUGUCGAAUGUGCAAAUCAUCAAAGCGUUUCUCGAGGGUGAGGAGACUAUUACUACAAAGCGGUUCUUGGAACUACUCUUGGAUCGCCCACUGUCGUAUUUGCGCCGACUGGUCGACGGGUAUAAGACGCAGUUUUAUGGUGUCAACCUCUCGCAAGCCGUGACAGAGUCACGGGAUAGUCGGCUAUCACCCGCACUCAAAGACGUACUCGGAUAUGCAUUGCUCACAGCCGAGCACGAGACGGAGGGAACUAUGGAGGGCGUUAUACGCGACGCACGACGCAUCGAGGCGGACCUUCAAGAUGAUUACCUGCUCACCGUACGCUUGGUUCGCGCGCACUGGAAUUCGGCUCGAUUCCGGGCACUCCUAGCAGAGUGGGCAAAGCUUAAGCCAGAGAGUGGGAACCCGAUCAAACGCGUCAAAAAGCACACUCGGUUGAACUUGGAGACGCUCUUGGUGAGGAUGAUCGAAAAGGCCGAGUCGGUUCCGAUGUCUUCGUGA